Messenger RNA from Drosophila elegans, 5387 nucleotides. It is a transcript of the gene Ranbp21, whose product is annotated as exportin-5. Gene Ontology annotation, biological process: RNA export from nucleus; protein export from nucleus. The record is from RefSeq and is a predicted model, not a curated record. NCBI's taxonomy places the organism in Eukaryota, Metazoa, Arthropoda, Insecta, Diptera, Drosophilidae. Bases 582 to 4313 code for a protein of 1243 amino acids. Gene Ontology annotation, cellular component: nucleus; RNA nuclear export complex; cytoplasm. The transcript is spliced from 2 exons. Gene Ontology annotation, molecular function: small GTPase binding; nuclear export signal receptor activity; RNA binding.
CAUAAGAAAUUCAGUCAGCUUGCCUCUGACAAUCGUUCGGCACGAGGCAAAUAAAAUGAUUUCAAAUUAAAACCUUCACGAAUUCUACAUGCAUGAAAAUUGGAUCGAAAUUCCAGGCAAUCCAUUGUGAUCUGGCAACUUCCGCGAGCCGCCUGUCAACCCUGUCCCGUGCGAUUUGUGCUGCACAUUGUUCUUAAGCAACCCAGCCGGAAAAGCCGUUUCAGUGGGCUAUCCCUUCUUCUAUAUGCGCUUCAGAUGUGAGACACCCCGACACUCGAGGCUGUGUUUCAGGCAAUAGGGAUCAUCUGAGUGACCACGCGAACUCGAACCGCGAAUCUGAACGAGAGCACUCCAUUCCGCAGUCCCGCAUUCCGCAGUCCGCGUUCCCCAUUCUGCAGUCCGCACACCACACACCGCACACGCACACAGGCAGCUCUUCUAAUCUCGGAAACGUUGUCUGGCUGGCUGGCUCCAAAGAGGAGUGGCACGCGGGGAUCGAGGCGAUCGAGGCUUGGCGAGAUUCGGGUUUCCAGCGGCGGGCAGCAGAGGAAGGCAGAGGCAUAGCCUGUUAGACGCCAUCGAUGGCCCAGCACCACGGAGGCACCGAGGCCCUGGCCGCCGAACUGGCCACCGCCGUUGACCUGAUCAUGCAUCCACUGACCCAGCAGCAGGCGCGCCUGGAGGCGUACAUGGCCUGCGAGCGGUUCAAGGAGGAGUCGCCGCUGUGCGCCCAGGUGGGCCUGUUCCUGGCCAGCUCGCCGCAGUCCAACCAGCAGGUGCGCCACUUCGGGCUGCAGCUGAUCGAGUACACAAUCAAGUUCCGCUGGAACUGCAUCACGCACGAGGAGAAGGUGUACAUCAAGGACAAUGCCAUCAAGAUGCUGAACGUGGGCGUGGGCCCGGCGGAGGACCGCUCGCUGCUGCCCACAAAGAAUGCGCUCUCGCGCAUCAUCGUCGAGAUGAUCAAGCGCGAGUGGCCGCAGCAGUGGUCCGACCUGCUGCCGGAGCUGAGCCAGGCCUGCACCAAGGGCGAGGCCCAAACGGAACUGGUGCUGCUCGUCUUCCUGCGCCUGGUGGAGGACGUGGCCCUGCUGCAGACGAUCGAGUCCAAUCAGCGGCGCAAGGACAUGUACCAGGCGCUGAACAACAACAUGAACGACAUAUUCGAGUUCUUCCUGCGCCUGGUGGAGCAGCAUGUGACCGCGUUCCGCGAGACAACGCGACAGGGCCACUUCACCAAGGCCAAUGCGCACAGCCGGGUGGUCGAGAUGGUCCUGCUCACGCUGAGCGGCUUCGUCGAGUGGGUCAGCAUCCAGCACAUCAUGUCCAGCAACGGCAAGCUGAUGCACUUCCUCUGCAUCCUGCUCAACGACAAAGCAUUCCAGUGCAACGCGGCCGAGUGCCUGGCCCAGAUCACGAACCGCAAGGGUCAGGCCAAGGAGCGCAAGCCGCUGCUGCAGCUGUUCAAUGAGGAGCCGCUGCGCUACAUCUACCAGGCCAGCCAGAUCCCGCCCGACUCCGGCUCGGCCCUGGCCGUCGAGCAGCACCACAACUUCCUGAAGAAGCUGCUGCAGGUGCUGAACGGCAUGGCCCAGCAGCUGGUGGCGCUCUGGGGCAAGGACGAUGCCACGCAGCGACCGGUGCAUUUGGAGGUGCUGCUCGAGUGCCUGCUGCUGCUCGUCCAGCACCAAUCGCUAACCGUCUCGCACGGAUCGGCGCUCAUCUGGCAGCUGCUGCUCAAGCAUGAGCCCUGCUCCAAGGACUUCGCCACGGUCAACUACAUUCCCAAGCUAAUCCACACGAUUGCGCCGCGGAUCGUGAAGCUGCCAUAUCCUGCCGCCACCAGCUCGCCUGCCAGCCUCUCCACGGAGGCGUACAUUCGCCUCGAGUACGACAGCGAGGAGGAGUUCGCGCUCUACUUCUUCCGCUGCCGCACCGACUUCCUCGAGAUCUUCCGCCUGGCCACGCUGGUGCAGCCGCUGGUCACCUACGGCUACUGCGAGCAGUGGCUGCAGCAGCGCCUGCGCAACGCGGUGGCCGAAGCGGACGCGGAGGUCAAGAGCGGCACCGUGUCGUGCAGCGUGCUGGAUCCCGUCUACCUGGAAUGGGAUGCCCUGGUCAGUGUGCUCGACGGCGUCCUUAGUCGCAUCCUGCUCGUCGCGGAGCGUCCGUCGGUGCCGGCGGGACUGCGGCUGCUGGAGGAGUGCCUCAAGCUAGAGACAAUCAACCCACUCAUCUACUCGAUCCUGCUCUCCUGCAUCUCGGCCCUGUUCGUCUUUCUCAGCAUGUCCGCCUGCCAGAUAACGGCCACCAACUGUGUGGCGAUGAGCGGCGUGAGUCUGCUGCCCCGGGUGCUGGACAAGAUUUUCCGGGCGCUUGUGCUGAAGCCGCCCAACGAGCUGGAGAAGGUGCAGGCCAAGUCGGCCAAGAAUCUGCGUCGCCACGCCGCCUCGCUGCUGGUGAAGCUGGCCCACAAGUAUCCGCUGCUGUUGCUGCCCGUCUUCGAGCAGAUCAACGGUCACGUGGAGCUGCUGCUGAAGGAGCCCGGCCAGCAUCAACUGUGCCGCCUGAUGCGCACCACCCUGCAGGAGGCGUUGAUUCUCAUCUCGAACCACUUCUGCGACUUUGAGCGCCAGACGCUCUUCAUCGAGCACAUCGUGCAGGACAAGCGGACUGAGUGGCUGGCCUUCGGCGAUGCGCUCAAGUCGCCGCUGGCCUUCAUGAGCUUCGUGGGCCUGGACAAGCCGCCCAUCUUCGCCGUGGAGGGUGCCGUCACGCUCCAGAACCGCUCGCGCCUCCUGGACGCCCUGCAUGUGGUGCUGGGCGUGGUGAAGCGCUGCACCUGGCCCGACGAUCCCGAUCGCGCCCAGCGCGGCGGCUUCGUCAUCGGCUGCACGGAGCUGGGCAACCCCAUCUGCCGGAAUCCGGCCACUAAGCACGUGGUGCCGCUGCUCUCGCACGUCCUCAGCCUGAUGCGUGUGCUCAACGAGCUGUUCGCCCCCGAGGCGCUGCAGGCCCUCUCCGAGGGAUACCGCGGCAUCCACGGCAUGCUGGAGCACGAGAAGAAGCUGCUGAUGGGCAUCUGCGCCCUGCCCACCGAUCCGCUGGACACCACCAUUCGCAGCGAGCCGACGGCCUUCGAGAAGAUGCAGACCUUCAUGAUGAUGGUCACCGAGGGAUGCUAUCAUCUGAUGGGUUCCGCCGGCCCCUCGCUGGGUCGCGAUCUGUACCAGCUGCUGGGUUUGGCCGACGCCAUCGUGACGAAUGUGUUCAGCCGCAUGGACCUGGUGCCCGACUACCGACUGCGCCCCAUCAUCCGGGUCUUCUUCAAGCCCUUUGUCUACUCGUGCCCGCCCAGCUUCUACGACAGCGUCCUAGUGCCGCUCUUCGCCCACCUGGCACCGUUGAUGUGCGAGCGGUUGACGCGCCGCUGGCUCUACAUCGCCUCGCUCUACGAGAGCGGGCAGCUCAAUGGCGAGGUCAACGACACGCAGGAGGUGCUGGAGGAUCAGCUCAAUCGCACACUGACGCGUGAGUAUCUGGACGUGCUGAAGAUCGCGCUGGUCGGCGGCCAGAUUGGGGCCGAUCAUGUGGCCGCGGGCGCCAAUGCCAACAGCAACUCGGUGGCCAUGGAGAACGAGGAGCACUCGAUGGACAGUGCGCCACAAUCGCGGGCCAGCCAGUCGGCCCUGCUCUCCGACAUCAUCAGCGACUUGGGCGGCAAGCUGCUGCGCAACGGACUCAUCGGCAACUAUGUGCUGAUGACCUUGUUGAAGGCCAUCGCCUGGAACGACGGCAUGUGCAGCAUGAAGGCGGUGAAUAUAGCGGCGCCCGUGAUGCGCUUCCUGGCCGCCGAGAAGCUGAUGGACGAGAACAAAGCGGUGACGGCCUUCACUGCCGUGCUGCAGGGCAUGCAGGUGCAUGGCCAGCAUGAGGCCAAUCAGUCCGGUCUCGUCACCCUGGGCGUGCAGUUCUACGAGCUGCUGCGGCCCCAGUUCCCCAUCCUCAGCGAAGUGCUGCAGCAUAUACCCAGCGUGAAUGCGGCCGACAUCCAGAAGUUCGACGAGAAGAUCGCCGUGGCGCCCAUCAAAGGCAACAAGGUGGACCGCGCCAAGAAGGACAUAUUCAAGAAGCUCACCGCCCAGCUGGUCGGACGUAGCGUCAACCAGUUGUUCCGGCACGAGGUGCAGAUCGCCAAUCUGCCGCCCAUGCAGUCGCACAAGGCCAAGGGAGCCAUGGGCACCACCGCCGCCGACAUCAUGGAUAGCAAUCAGAACGCCAGUCUUGCCCGUCUCUUUGGCCCGGAGAAGUGACAGGAGGGACCGCAACAGAAGCAGGAUCAGGAGCAGCAGCAGAAUCAGCAGCAGCAGAAGCAGGAACACAAAUACAAACACACACUGAAAAAGAAAUGGAAACCGAGGAAGAGCAGGAGGAGCGAUCCGGACCCGGUCUUGGUCGAGGACCAGGAUCAGGAGGGUCAAGGGGAUCACGUCGAGACCACGGCCACCUCAGCUGCCAAACUAGCGACGACUGAACUUAAAGUAAUUGUAAACUAGCUUAGACGAUGAGCCAUCUCACGUCCACGCCCACGCCUAUGCCCAUGACCCAGAUCCCAGUUCCCCAGUUACCCAAAUCCCCAGUUACCCAGUUGCCCAGUUGCUCAGUCGCAGUUGCAAUCAGAUCUUAAAGUUAUUAAUUUAUUUAUUUUACAAAUUAAUUUAACACCCGGCACGUAACAGUUUUUUUUUUUCAAUUAGUCUCCCGCGGCCAUCGCCUUGUUUCGAUCCGAAAACCAUUUCCCCCGACUCGCGACUUGUUACUGCUUUGUUAUUUAUUAUUCGAAAUUUUUGUUAAACUUGUUUGCACAAAGAGGAAGUGGAACAUAUAAAAUUGUCAAUACUCUCCCUCCGACCCUGAAUCGGCCCAGUCCUAAUCCCAGUCCAAUCCCUUGGCCCCGCAGCAAUGCCCGAAGUCCUUUUUAUACAUACAUAGUUAAUUAACUAAAUAAUGAAUUGUGCUUUUCCCGGUUUUGUACAGUUACCUAUGCGCAGGCAUACUGUAAUUUAUAUAUAUGUACACAUUUAUCCUUUGGAGAAACAUUUCUGAAAUUACGCUUAGGCUUAGUUGAUAGGCAACGAGUUAUUAUUAUAUAAUACAUCAAUCUGUAUAUGAACACACAUCCCGCAUCGCAUAUGCAUUACCCCCCCAAAAAAAAAUAAAACACACAUCGGGAUUCUAAGAAUUAUAGUUGCGUGAGUAUGUAAUAUUCAAACUGAAAUUAUGUACUACUUAUUUAUAACUAAAUGAAAUCGAAGCGGAAUAAUUCGCAAAAACACAAAAUCGAAAUAAGUUAAUAAAUCGGAAAUAAAUUUACAAAUUCAAAUUGA